GUCCAUCCUGUCCGUCUGCUUACCGAAUUUGUUCUAUUGGGUCGCUUAAGAUGGGGGCUCCGAUUAACCAAGAGGCUCGAGCGAGUAUGGGAAAUGACAGGUCCGGGGAUGUUUUCUUUUCUUUUUCUUUUUUCUUUUCUUCGAUUUUAUCUUUUUUUGACAAAGUUAACUCAGGUAGGCAGGACUAGGGCCGGGACAGCUGGGAUCUGCCCAGGCUAAACAAGCCCUGUCCAUGGAUCUUGCCUGUCGGAACAGCGAUGCGCGGGCGGGUCCUUCCCCAGCCCCCCCUUCCCAAAGGAGGGCAGUAGUCUCUGGCCCGCUGGUUUCUCCCCAUGGAAAUCGCGCGCUGGGAAGGGAUGAUGUGGAGUACAGGACGAGUGCUGCACGUGACUGCCAAGAAGAGUCCUCAUUCGUCUCUCCAACCCCUGCGCCGAGCAGGGGAGGGGGAGGGGCGCCGACAGCGCGGUCUGAUUGAGCCCAGCAAGCGUCCGUCGGUUCGACGCCCGCAAAACUCCAGCCAACUGGCGGACGGGAUCGCCCUAUUGAUAGACAGCGCACGCCUCCGGAUCGAUAGAGUGUGGCAACCUGCGAGUUUUUCUGGGGCCGGAGAAGGCCAGCCGAGGGUUCAAUUUGGUUUUGGUGGGUGGGGGGGUUUUUUUUCAAUUGCGCGCACUGCGCAGACCGCCUUUUGGUGCGGGCGUCUUUGGGAAGGAGCGGCGGGCUGGCCUGGCCAAGUCUUUGGGCGAUGUUUGUGCCGCGCGACUGCAGUGUGUUGGCUGCCCGUUUGGCCCCCUAUUUUCGGGGCCGACGCAAUGGGCCUGUUUGCACUCAUGCCCUGUGCCGUCGCAUUCAUCCGAAGAAGGGGGGAAAGAGAAGCAAGCUCGCACAACCCAUCUGGCCCGGUCGACCUAUCUCCAAAAUUAAAUUCAAAUCCCAUAAUCCCUGCCUUCGCUGGCGACUCUUUUUUCAAACACACCUGCUCUAGCUCACCUUCUUGCGCCGCAACUGUCGGACCUGGGCCAGCAAGGGCAGACGCGACCGUCUCUACGCCGUGCGCGCGCCCCCGUGGCAAGCCAACGCGCCGCUGGGCCCAACCAUGCCCUUGCUCUGACAGUCUGGCUCCUUCGGCGGGCUCGGCCCUCGGGAACGCGGGAGCAUGGACGUCCUCGGGCCAUGGAAACACGGGAGAGGUGCUCUAAUAAGCUCCGUGUGCCCAAGCGUCCGGGUAUUUGCUUGCUCUUCUCUCUGACUACAUUAUUUUCAGUGCUGUGCUUUGCCGUGCUGUGUGCGCCAAGGUUGUCGCCUGUCACUGGUGGGAUAUCUCCUAUCAACAGCACCACGCGCAAAUGGUUCCCGCAGACUGAAAGCGCAUCCCAAAAUAAAACAUUUCUUGACAGGAUUCUUCGCGACGUCCUGCUGAUCGAGUCAUACAGCAAUUGGCCACUGUGCUUGUGACGUGGGUGCAGACACGCACACAAUAUGGGGAGG
Molecule: messenger RNA, 1488 nt
Organism: Lasiosphaeria miniovina
Lineage: Eukaryota; Fungi; Ascomycota; Sordariomycetes; Sordariales; Lasiosphaeriaceae
Exons: 1
Coding region: 333-1199 (288 amino acids)
Source: RefSeq, a predicted model, not a curated record